Peromyscus maniculatus bairdii (prairie deer mouse) is the source of this 1634-nucleotide messenger RNA. RefSeq names its product C-type lectin domain family 2 member F-like. NCBI's taxonomy places the organism in Eukaryota, Metazoa, Chordata, Mammalia, Rodentia, Cricetidae. Gene Ontology annotation, biological process: regulation of natural killer cell mediated cytotoxicity. Gene Ontology annotation, cellular component: plasma membrane; cell surface. Gene Ontology annotation, molecular function: signaling receptor activity. The record is from RefSeq and is a predicted model, not a curated record.
GGGGCGUGUCCCGCUGCCGUUACUCCCAAACAGGAGCGAGGACAGGGCCAGUGAGAGAUCUUGUGGCCCCUCCGGAUCCAAGCCUGGCUUCAGUGCUGAACCAUCAAGCUGGAGUGGUGCUGGGUGCUGUAUCAUCCAUUUAUCAGUCUUGCUCCAUCCCUGACCCCAGAGAAACAGCCCUCAGAGUCCAAAGGUUUGAAGACAACGGAUAGGGUUAUCAAUUCUCCUUUCGUCCUAAGAAUUUUCUCAGCUUCUGUAGUUACUGGGUCAUUGUUCCCAUGAUGGAAAUUUUAUACAGAGGAUCCCAGACAAGCCAUUUAUCUGGGCGUCACAGGACAACUUUUGAUGGGAAGAAAUUGCUGACCCUCUGGACCGUGCUUUGUGGUGGUGUUAUUAUUCUUCUUUGGGGGUUUUUCAGUUUUCCUAAAAAAUUUGGAGCCACAAGAACAGUCAGAAAUAAGACGUGUGAGGAUGAAAUGAAGAUAUGCAUGAAUUCCUGGAAUAAACUUAAUCAGAACUGCUUCUUUAUUUUCCAACAUAAAAAUUCAUGGCUCACUGCACAGGAGACCUGCCAGCACUAUGAAGGAGAUCUGGUUAAAUUCAACGACAAGAUUGAAUUGGAAACUUUGAUGCAUCAUGUGCAGGCACUCGGAUCUUCAGCGUGGAUUGGGCUGAACAAACGAAAUAUACGCAAAUCCUGGGUUUGGACAGAUGGAAGUAAAUACAAUAAUUUGAAGACCAUCCAAGAGCAUGGUGACUGUGCCUUCAUGCAUAAAAAUGGUAUAGACAGUACCAGUUGUGAUGACCUAAAGGACUAUAUUUGUAGCAAAAUAGGCCAGUGCCCUUGAAGAUUUCUUCCAUCCAAAAGAAAAUGAAGAGCAAUGUCUUGUUUUAUGCAUGUUAAACCCAUGGUAAUGUGUUUUCAUUUCCAUCAACAUUGUUUUUAAAUCUAAUUUGACUGAUGAACAUUUACAUGAAUUUUAUCUUCAUCGAAAUAGUUAUUAAUAAGCCUAUAGAUUAAGCGAAAUUUGAGAUGGUACUGCUGAAUCACCAAAGUUGGUGCAUUUGAGGCUUGGGGAAGGAAGGUCCUUGCUCAGAAGUGAUUCAUCUCAGUGGAGUACAACGGAGGGCAGAGAGAAGAGAAAGGAAGAUCCUCUGCUUGUCUGAAAUCUGUGAAAAUCUUCAGAAAAGAGAAACAAGGGCUGUGGGAGGACAUGAACUAAAAAGUGUUCCAUUUGCCCUUAACACAUGGUUCAUGUGGAAUGGUUAACGAAGGCAUGAUGGGGAACUAUUCUGAUUCGGGGCCUUGUGUCAUCACUGGAGACCAGGCAACUCUCCACAGGUCUCUAGACCCUCAGUCAAACUGCUAAACUGAAGAACUAAAGAAAACCUGGGUUUGUUGUUGCCAUACUUGCAAAAAGAGCAAAGGAGGCAAGUUUUGUCGUGAGAUAAGGACACAAGCAGUCGGACGUAGAGAGGAAAACAAAGGAAGGAUCCUGGUGACCUCAAAGGACCUACGGAGACGAGCCUGGGUCCCCAAAGCUGUUUCAGAUUCUGGCUAAUAUUGAAAUGGUCUUGGAGGGAAGAGAGAGAAGAGGUUAACACUGGUCAUCAUUAAAAAUCUCUUCAGCUAC